This is a messenger RNA of Fulvia fulva, 2247 nucleotides long. Its product is annotated as G-patch domain-containing protein. Gene Ontology annotation, cellular component: U2-type post-mRNA release spliceosomal complex. Bases 1 to 2247 code for a protein of 748 amino acids. Gene Ontology annotation, molecular function: nucleic acid binding. Gene Ontology annotation, biological process: spliceosomal complex disassembly. The record is from RefSeq and is a predicted model, not a curated record. The transcript has a single exon. NCBI's taxonomy places the organism in Eukaryota, Fungi, Ascomycota, Dothideomycetes, Mycosphaerellales, Mycosphaerellaceae.
AUGGACGCGCAGACAAAUAAGCGCAAGUUCGCUGGCGGUGCCAACGGGCCUCACAAAGCGCCCAAGAUGGGUGGCGGAGGUGGUGGAGGCGGCGGCAUGUCCAAGUUCGCGCAAAAGAUGAUGUCCAAGAUGGGCUGGCAGGAAGGGCAGGGUCUAGGAAAAGAGGGAGAAGGUAUUGCAGCACCGAUCGAAGUGAAGCUGCGUCCGCAAGGAGCAGGCGUGGGUACUGUCAAGGAGCGCACGGAGCAGUACAAGCAGGAACAGCGACGAGCUGCAGAGCGACGAGGCGAGGAAUAUGAAGACAGCAGCGACGAGGAACGCAAGAGGCGUAAGGAGCGGCAGAAGAAGUCGCGCAGUGGUCUGGGUGGUGUCACCAGUGGAACGAGUACGCCCGGGGGACAACCACGCAAGCAGAAGACGAAGUACCGAUCGAUCGCGGAUGUGCAGGCUGCGGCGCCUGGACUGCAUGUGCCUCCGCAGAUGCUGAGCUCGAUUGUGGAUGCGACUGGCACGCAGACGAAGUUGCUGACCAGUGCUGCUGGUCUGAUGGUGGCAGCAGGAACCUCCACAGACUCGGAGGCCGACAAGAUCGCGAAGCGCGAGCGCAUGGAGCUUGAAGCAUUCCUUGAAGCGUGGCAUGGCAUACAAGAACAGAAAGUCUUCAUCGAGGAGCAGUCUGGCCGACAUCAGAUUGAGGUCGACCAGCAGCGAGACGAAGUGGAGAAGCUUCAAGCUAUAGUUGAGGCAGUCGAGAACCUCAAGCUGACUACCGCUACAGGCUCAUCAACUGACAAUUCUCGGUCGAUGUGGUCGAUACUGGUCGACAAAAUUGAAGCCAUCCAGACCGACCACAAACACGACGUCGAGCGCUUUGGCCUUUCGGAAGCUGCAAUCGGAGCACUCAGUCCGCUGUUCAAGAAGGAGAUGGCGAACUGGGACCCACUCGCAGAUCCAGCGAUAUUGGUCGAUGACUUGCAACGUAUUAGGACGAUGCUCGGCUUGCCGUCCUUCGACGAAGUCACCAAUGUGCGCGAAGCUGCGCGCUUUGACGAAAGCUACGGCCGAUCGAGACGACAAAAAGAGACCAUGACCUACGCGACGAUGAUGUACACCAUCUGGCUACCCAAGCUUCGAACAACGAUCACCAAUUGGGAUGUGCUCAAUCAUGCGCCACUGACUAGUCUGGUGCAUGCUUGGCGGCCACUUCUUCCACCAUUCAUCUACAGCAACUUGAUCGAUCAGCUCAUUGUUCCAAGGCUGACAGGAGCCCUUCAGGCUUGGGAUCCGAGGAAGCGGAGUCACAAUCACAAGACCAUCACUGUAAAGUAUGCGCAGCCUCAUACCUGGCUUUUCCCUUGGCUACCAUACCUGCCACCAUAUCAGCUCGACCCCAAGGCGUCUACAGGCCUUCUUAUCGAGACCAAACGAAGGCUACGGCAAGUACUGGAUGGUUGGGACAUCGCGUCUGGCAUCUUGGCCGGUCUCCAAGAGUGGCGUGACUUGCUUGGAGCCGAACUGGAUCACGUAUACGUGAGGCACCUUCUGCCGAAACUUGCGAGACACCUUUCGCAGAAUUUCGAGGUUGAUCCAUCAGACCAGGAUCUGACACCUCUAGAAAAAGUGCUCGCGUGGCAAGACCACUUCAAGACGGAAGUGUUCGCACGUCUCUUGGCAGCCGAAUUCUUCCCCAAAUGGCUCGCUACCUUGCACAUGUGGUUGACUUCAGACGAAGCAAAUCUUGAAGAAGUGGGACAGUGGUUCACUUGGUGGAAGCAACAGAUCCCAGCCAAGCUCAAUGCGCAUAGUGAUAUUGACGCUCAGUGGGAAAAGGGCACCGCCAUGAUCAACCAGGCUAUGGACUUGCUGGACGAGGGCCGCUCUCUGGGUGAACUGGCUGCACCGGCUGCAGGCCCCGCACGACCGAUUGCGAAAGAGCUCACCAAAAAGAUGGAAGCGCAGGCCACUGCUGCCCAGCAAAAGACGGCACCAAGCGAGCUAGUGCAAGACUUCAAGGAUAUUGUCGAGGCGUGGUGCGCGGAAGAGGACCUCACGAUGGUGCCGAUGCGUGAAGCACAUCCGCAAAACGGACUACCACUCUUCAGAAUUACUGCCAGCGCUACCGGCAAGGGUGGAGUGGUUGUAUUCUUAAAGGGCGACAUUGUCUGGGCACAGAAGAAGGGAGAUCGAAGCGUCUUCGAUCCGCUUGGUCUUGACGAAAGACUUGUUGAGCGCGCAGAGGGCAAGUAA